This is a messenger RNA of Oncorhynchus gorbuscha (pink salmon), 2740 nucleotides long. RefSeq lists its product as uncharacterized. NCBI's taxonomy places the organism in Eukaryota, Metazoa, Chordata, Actinopteri, Salmoniformes, Salmonidae. The record is from RefSeq and is a predicted model, not a curated record. Bases 639 to 1925 code for a protein of 428 amino acids. The transcript is spliced from 5 exons.
GAGCUGGUGCCAGAUAAUUUAAUGUUAAUUUCUCUACCAUAAACUGCUUCCCAAGUCGUUUUACACACAGACCAUGUGGAACCACGCCAGCCCAGAACUUCCACAUCCGGCUUCACCUGCGUGAUUGUCUGAGGGGAGGUGGGGGGCACAACAAUCUGAAACGCAACCAAAACUACUCUUAACUGCUUAGUGUGCUGCAUACAGCUCCAUGCAGAUCAGGUCCCCAUCUGACUCCUGUAUUCCACCUGUAUUAUAUUUUGCUGUAUUUGGCAUCUUUAACAAUAUCUAAGGUGGACGAGAAAUGGUCUACUGCCAGUCAUCUAGAAGAGAAAGAAAAGCACACCUAUUAAGACGAGGUGCUGGCUAGCGGAGUAGAAACUCAGAUGCAAAAAUUUUAAUACCAAUGUUUCGACAGCCAAGCUGUCUUCAUCAGGGUAUAAUAAUUCAUGACACAGCAGUGACAUCUUGUGGAUAAAUUGAUUACAAUAUUUAAUUUAGUACACAUUUUCUCUUAGGUGGUUGAAAAUGGCAUCUUUACAGACAAUACCACUUACAAAUACAUUUUUUUCCAGAAUAUCUACUCAAAGGUUAAAAAAUAAGUACAUAAAUAUGAAACAGUUGCCAGGGAAUUUCAAGUCAUGGUGUCCACUAAAAAUAGUUUCACCUUGCAACAUUGCAUAGUCUGGCAGUCCAAACAGUGCCUGGUCAAAUAUCCCUGUCCAGUGUCCACUCCACACAGUGCUGGUUGGGGGAGGAACUCGACCCCUUUUCCCCUGCUCCUACUUCUCUCUUUGUGCCUGUAUCUAUCUCCCUGGAAAAUGAAAUAUGCUAAUAACAGAGAUAUGAAGCACCCUCUAGUAAGGAUGAGAAACGUUCAUUCCCAGUCCUCUCUGGGGAGUGACACCGACUCGCAGCCUGUCCUGAAAGAAGAGGAAGAGGAAGAGGUAACACUAGAGGAGGAUAAAGAGACAGAAGAGGAGAAAGAAGGGGACGUAUUGACGGACUCAGAGCUGGAUCCUGAGUUGCCUGAGGAGUAUUCCCAUGGCCUGGAGGACCUGAGGUGGAACCUGAGCUCUCUAGAGAAGGCUGUAUAUCUCAGCCUGCCACCGUGGGUCCAGAGAGCAUUGCUGUGCAACCUCAUGGCUAAAUGUGGUGUAAACAACUCAUUCUUCCCAGCCCGUCUGCUGUCCUACCUGCUGCUGCCCUACAUACUGCCAGCCUCUAUCUUUCUCCAUGUCAACUACAGGGUGCUGUGUUGGCUCCGCCAAGUUCCAGGGAAGUGGCUAUGGCCGGGUGUGGAAAUGGCUGUGCCAUUCCUUCUAAAGCUCUCUCACCCCAGGAAGAACCUCAUGCACAGGUUGUGGCCCUCUGGUCCUGUCAGAUUUUGGCCCGGUGGUCCUGCCAGGUUGUGCCCCUGCAAUCCUAUCAGGUUGUCGCCCUACAAUCCUGUCAGGUUGUGGCCCUUCAAUCUUAUCAGAUUCUGGCCCCUAUGCUUUCUGGCAUCUGCCAAAGAAACACAUACACAGUUUAAGAGUGCAGAGAAUCCUCCUCCACAGCAGCGCCGUCGCUCUGUCCUGCGGUUCCAGCUGUCCACCACCAGCACCCAUUACACAACCGAGACCCCCAACACCCCAACCGAGAGCCACCUUGACCCCCUGGGCUUCUCCCUCCUCUUCAACCUGGAACUAGCGAUGGACAACCAGCCCAAUCAGCCCAACCACCAGUCUCUACUCCACCAAAGCGAGAGGCUGCUGCCACUGGAGUAUAGCCCCUGCAUAAAGGAAGAGGCCAUGGCCUCCCCACACAUCCCCUACAUGGGGGUGGAGGAAGAGGAGGAGAGGAUGUCUCAGGGAGGGGAUGAGGUAGAGGAAGGGUUAGCUCUCCUCCGCAGGCUUCCUGUGGAGUGUGCCAAUACUGGCUACUAACCAUGUGACUUUAUCGGGUCACAUGGUUGGGAAUGUGAUUUUCUCAGCAAAUGAAUAGCAGACCUAAGUCUGCCUGUAUCCAAUUCACAACUAGUUUGUACUUUGAAGUAUAAUGUAUGUUGAACCCGAUUAGUGAAGUCGACUCUCAUGUGCCGCAUGAGGCAGUAAGCACAAAAGCUCUCUUUCUGCUACGCUCUUCCAUUCUCACUCCAGGAUUGACAAUGACUGGAAGGAAUGAUGAUUAGGCUAGAGUCCCUCUUAGUCACGUCACAUAGUCAAAAUAAUUCCCUCAUGUCCCUUAUCAGCUGACUUCCAGGUAAAGUAGUACUUAUAUUAUAUUAGAUGUAUUUUAUGAAAUGGUAUAUGCAGCGCUUGAAAGAGACACUGGUCUCAAUGGUGACUCCCUGAUUAAAUAAAGGUAAAUAAUGUCCACAGGACAUGUAUUACACCUCAACUAGUUUAAUCAGAUUACGUUCAGGUAUUUGAUCGUGGGUAUUGUUCAUCAAGUGAGUGGCAGUCCUAUGAGUGGGGGGCUACCCGGCAGAGAUGAGAAUAUCAUCUUGAACGGAAAACUCCAUUCGCCCACUGGCGGUAGGAAUUUACAGCCUCGGGCACAAGAAAGACGGCAAAUAGCAAGCAGGACAUUUUUUCCUAUCUGGUUACUAUCAGUAUUUGAUAGGAUCCUAGUAAACACCAUUAAUUUGUUAGCUGACUAGUAAUACCUUUGGAUUGAGACAAUGUUAAGCCUUUUCACCUUGACCAACUGUUUUGCUGAGGUUGAGUGGAACUUAGUUCAUUUAAAUAAAAGUAAUUAU